This is a messenger RNA of Schistosoma bovis, 5457 nucleotides long. Lineage: Eukaryota; Metazoa; Platyhelminthes; Trematoda; Strigeidida; Schistosomatidae. The record is from the annotation of a GenBank genome assembly.
GAGGCUUAUUUUGUUUAGCUGCAUGAGCUGGCAGUGGGCCGACUGAGAUCAUAGGAUAUGGUUUCGGAAAUCCACAGAAGGUCUUUAUUUCACAGAAUUGCUGAUUCAAUUACAGGGUUUGUUCCAUCGUCGAUUUUACCGGCAAUUAAUGUUUCUCCUGCGAAAUCGGUUGACCCACUUAAAGGAGAUUUGAGAGCUAACCUCAAAAGGACCAAUGAUGUUCUUGAUCAUUGUAGUGAACCAGGACCCAAGGAUAAAGCAUGGGGCUAUAAGGAACACAGCUUGAGAUACACGAAUGUUGACCUUGAUGCCACAGAUAAAUCAGAAAGUGAAUGCAGCCUCCACUCCUUUUCUACGAGUGGAGUUUCAUCGUUAAUGCCUAAGUCGUGGGUAUUGGGAUGCAAAAACGGCCAAAGUAGAUCUACGGCUCAACGUAUGGAAUUGUGCUCAGAUAGCUAUACGAACACAGCAGUGUGCAACCCAUUAAAAACAACCUGUUGUAAACAAUCACCUUCGUGCCAGACCUCCCGGAGUGACUUCAAAACAUAUCCUUAUCCCUUACCAAAACGCCAGCGCUUGUCCACAACGCCGAACCUUAGUCCUUCAUCUACUUGGCGUUCUCGUUUAGGAACUACAUACGGGGGAGCUGCCAGUUGUCGUAAUGCUCGGGAGUUGUUCGAAUUCACUACGCCGUUGAAAUUUGACCUAUAUUCAGAUCGAAAUUCUCAACUUGGAAGUGCCCCAAGCGCUAAUUUGAGUUCUACUGCUCGGAGAAUUCUCGAGACGUUAGAAAAUCUUUCGGCUCCACUCACUUCAGGUUAUUUACAGUCUUCUGUACAAAGACAUGUGAGACAGGUCAAGACUCGUGUGAAAUCUCAUCGGUUUCCACCGUUCUUAAAAAGUUAUGAAAAAGUAGAUUCUCUUUGUAAAGAUUGCAAGUCGCAUUCAUUUUGUGAAAACGGAGUUCAAAAUCAUAUACAGCCUCAUGUUUCAUCGAAGCCAACAGUAUUUCCUGAGAGAUUGCAAAAACAGAGACAUGUCACUGUCGAAUGUUCAAUCUCAGAGACUUGUAAAUCAGGAGACAAAUUACUACCUGUAUACACAUUCGCAGAUCCAAUUCACAACUUUUCUCUACAUGAUCACAAAGCUGCUGUGUCACCUAUAGCUCGUCAUGAAUAUCUUUUCAGCUGUCCAAGUCGUUCGUGUUCUAGAUGCUCGGCAGGUCUAAUUGGUUCGGAAUCUAACAUACAACAAAUCACUACUGAAAGUAAUUCUGUCAAAUCAAAAAUCACAGAAAAUAAUACAUGGCGUUGUGAAACUUGUUUGUUGGAGAAUUCAGAGACAAGGGUUGCAUGUCAAGGCUGUUCCCUUCCAAAAUCAAACCCUCUGCAUGCAAAGGAUUUAUAUUAUGUAUCGUCUGCCCCAACGUCUGUACAUACAGUGGAAACAUCAGUAUCAAGCUUAUUAGCAGUCAACAAUGAGGCUUCGCAAUGGGAGUGUCCUACAUGCAUGGUAUUCAAUGAAAAAAAUGCGACCAAUUGCAUAUGCUGUCAAACUUUAAGGCCUACAAAUAUCUCGACAAGUGUGUGGGAUUGCCCCACUUGUUUGGUACAAAAUAACGAGAAAUCGGAUAAAUGCUGCUGUUGCUCUACAGGAAAACCAAAUAGUCACAUAACUACAAAUAACCCGAGCUUAUCUAAAUUAACUGGUCAAUCGUCUGGUCAUUUCGAGUUCGGGUUUGGUGUUCGAGGUCCUGCUAAUUCGGUAAAGUUAGAAGCUUUUCUUUCGAAUGAUGUUCGUAAUUCGGAGCAAGAUCGUAAAGCUCAUCCCAAUACGGAAAUGAAGUCUUUUGAUACACUCAGUAAAUCACCUCGAGGAAAACAAUCAGAACCAUCUAUUUGUGGUGGUUCUAUUUUGCAGACAAAUCAUACACCUCAACUCAAGUUGUCAUCUCAGUUUGGUAUUAUUAACAGCAACAAUGACUUCAAAGAUAUUGAACCGAGUAGUACUACUAGUGUACAUUCGUCCUUGGAGCAAACUCAGUUACUGAAUAGCAUCGGUUUUAGAUUCACAUCCACAACCGCUAAUAAUCUUGUUUCAGCCAACCCUAUAAAUUCAAGUGUUCAGAAAAAUAAUGCAUUAUUAUGCACAUCCAAUCCAAGCAGUUCGGCAGCAGUAAACGUAUAUACGCGUACUUCUUCUUUGACUUUCCCCAAUCACCGGGAAACAGGUGUAUUUAGUUUCGAUCCAGCUUUUAGAAUGAGUGGUGACACAAUUUCAUUCACAACUUCGUCUCAACCUUCAAAUUUCAUAAAUUCAAACGAAGGGUAAGUUAAAAAUUUACCAGGUAACUCAAGUAAGAAAUAUUGUAUUCUGAAUAAUUUACUUACCUCGGUAUCAUUAUUUUGUGCAACCUAAAUAUAUACAUCAGUAACAGUGAAUAAUGUGCAUAUAGUCGCUACUUCUUAUUGUCCAUUAGAACACCUCUAAUCCAAUUUCCUUUUCGGGUACCUCCAGAAGAACCCUUCCACAGUGUGGGCAACCGGGAAGUGAUAACCGCCCUCAUACCUCUAACAGACCACUGUAUUCAUAAUCAACCUCCAUCUUCAACUCUCAUUAUUCCUCCUACAUCGACUUUCAACUCUAAUCUACCUCUCUUACUUCCUCCUCAAAUGUCACCAUAUCCAACGAUUCUAGUGCUCAAAACACUGUCCCAGGUCUACUGAAACCUCGCUCCAAACUACACAUUGGAGCCUUUAACGUACGAACCCUAUGUCAAAUCGGUCAGCAGGCUUCCUUGGCUAAAACUCUAGAAUCUCUUACCAUUGAUGUAUGCUGUGUCUCCGAAACACACAUACGGGAUUCCACUGUAGUCAUUCACUUGACCUCACCUCGGCAAAACGGAGAGCCGACGAGAUACACCCUCAGUGUAUCUGGCGACCCGAUUGCCAGUUCUCGUGGACUGGCAGGUAUAGGCAUAGCACUAAGCAUGAGGGCCGAACAAGCACUGCUAGAGUGGAUUCCCGUCAACAGUCGUCUAUGUGCUGUUCGGCUAAACGGCUACGUAAAAACUCGGAAGGAUAGGGACACACGUCGUUGCCUUUUUGUCGUUUCUGCCUACGCUCCCACCGACUGCAGCUCAGAUGAAGUGGAAGAUGAAUUUUACAGAAAGCUGUCCGAACUUCUUCAGAAAGCUAAACGCUCAGACAUAGUACUCGUAGGAGGUGACUUUAAUACUCAGAUAGGUAGUUUAAACCAAACAGAAAGGCAUUUAGGUGGAUAUUUUAGUAUUCCGACACAGCGAACAAAUAAUGGUGAUCGUCUGCUGCAACUAUGCUCAGACAAUCGUUUAUUUUUAGCAAACAAAUUUUAAGCAUAAGGAGAGACAUCGUCUAACAUGGCGACCCCCUACACCAAACCAACGAUGGACUCAGAUACACCAUAUAGCCAUCAGUUAUCGCAGGAAAGGCUCGAUAGAAGACUACCGCUCGUUCUGGAGUACAUGUUUAGACUUUGAUCAUGCUAUAAUACGAGCACGCAUUUGCUUGCACCCCAGUGGACGCGGAAAAGCCACACUAAAAAGAUCCAUUAGAGAAAGCCAAAUACAUAUUCCAGAAACAACUGAAGUCACACUUUGGCAAUUUCGAAAAGGAGACUGAUCCGGAUGUUGCUUGGAAAAGUAUACAAACAGCUGUCGAAACAGCAGCAAAAUCCAUUAGCGAUUUGAACCAAAGGGUUACGAAAACCCAGUGGAUUUUUGCGACAUGUGUUGGACUUUCGUAAACUUGUCCCAUUCAGCUCUGAGCACGAUGAACAAAACGAAUCAGAUCUAAGUUAAACGGAAGCCUACGGGUCAUCGUAAGCAGUGCUGAGCAACAGAACUAAGAUAUAGAAAAGGCAGUGUCUGUAGACAACACCAGACGGCUUUUCAGACUAAUAAACUGGGAUUACGUAGUCAUGUGCAAGUGAGACAAUCUCUGAAAAAGACGACACUUAUUUACUCUCAGUCUAGACGUUUAGAAUGAGCAGUGAAACACUUUAAGGAGCAUUUCAGUUACUUUACAGCUACCCAAAAUUUCUAAACAGUCCGAAUGACCCCCUGACUGUAAUUGGAGGUAAAUAAAGCUAGGGCUGACUUUAAACGAGAGAUAGCAACUGGUUCACAUGCCUCCAGAGGUCCAGUUUUAGCGGUCAUAUUGAUUAAUAUUUUAGCUAAAAUCUUGAAACCGCACGUAAUCCCAUCUGAUAGCGAGUGAACGCUUCGAAAACUUUACUUAUUUUGAAAGUCUGAUCAACUCUAAUCUGUUGUUGUAUAACGAAAUCUCUGUACGCAUCCAGCAUACUCGUUUGGCUUUAGCUAAUUUACGUCACUUAUGACAAAGACGAGAUAUCCGUCUAUCAAUUAACGGACGAGUACAUUGCACAGCAGUUGGUUCUGCUCUACUUUACGGUCUCGAAAUGUGGCCAUUAAGAGUAGAAGAUACUCGUCAGCUACUAGUAUUUGAUCACAAAUGUGGUAUCGCUUCUUAGUGCAAAUUUUUUAACGCAUGAAUAAUGCUUUGGUGAAUUCAGAUUUCGAACGAACUCCGUUAAUUUCGAAAUAUAUAUAUAUAUAACUCCGGAAGAUCAAAAACUCAUCAACUGACGACUGGUUCACAAGGAUUCGAAACUGAAAUGUCCAACUGUCCUAAGAACCUACAUAUACAAACCAUAAGCACUUUAGUUAAAAAUACCACCAGUGAGCGUUGUUUUCAGCUAUGCAAUUCAAUGCAUAAUGUAAAAGUGAAUUGAGUGAUUUCAUUCAAAACAUCGUUUAUCUUGAAAGGCUUAUCAGCUCAUGGGCUCAAAAUCUAAAGAAUAUUGACUCAGAAUAAGGUAGCGCGCUUGAGUUUCAUCAUCCUGCAUCACAGUUAAAAUCGUCACAAUUUUUGCGUUUAAUAAAUGUUAAUUUGUUCAACGUGUCUUCGAAUCAGCGUUCAUCUAUUUGAUAUAUAUCCACUGAUGCUUAUAUUUAAAAUUAUGAUAUACUUUAAAACCCAUUGAUUCAUUCCACAACGUAUCUUGUCACCACGUGUCACUCUCAUAAUCACUACAAGUAAAAAAUCAUUUUCGUUCCGCUUAUAAACCGAAGCAAACCGAGUUGAUGCUAGCACAUUUGAACCAGAUAUAAUGUUACAAAUUUAAUGCAGUGAUAUAUUAUUUAAUUUACACAUAAUUAUGUCAUUCAAAAAUUUUAAAGCUUAUUAAUUUAAAUUCUUAUCCUUCGUAAAUUAGCGCUCGAGAAAACAAAGAAAUCCGUAAAAAAGCUCAUGCAGUACGCCGCCUACGCCGAUGAGAUAACCAGAACAUGGUCAAUUGACAAUGAAACCGAGCAUAACAUCCUAUCACUUGUUUGUAAAUAUAGACCUACUAAUGCACACUAUUUGUAAAGACAUUAAUAUCAUUACAAACUAUUAU